AUGGACGCGUCCACCCCGGACUCAGGCUGCUCGCUGCCUCCCGAGAAGGUCUUCUCCAUCCAGAUUGGCUCCAGUCUGUUCCGCCUGUCUGGCGCCUCCAUCGCCUCCGACGGUCUGUCUCCCCCUCUCCCGGAACAGCAGCAGCAGAGAGCUGUCGCGCUGACGUCUUCGCGCAUUCUAGCUCCCUCCUACUUCUCCCACUUUUUCGAAGAACAAUUGCGCAUCAAUGAUGCCGCCAACUGCCGUACCCUCUAUAUCGACCGCGACCCGGCCACCUUCCAAGAGAUCGCCCGACAUCUGCAAGGAUAUCAUGUCCGCCCUCGCGAUGGACACCAAUACGUGAAGCUCUUCGCCGAUGCCCAGUUCUAUACCUGUUGGUCUCCUCUUGCUCCCUCCCCCGAAGACGUCAUGCGCGUGCUCACGGCUAACACGCGGAUCCUGCCAGUGCCCCGGUUGAUGUCCCAGUUGUUCGAGUCCGAAAUCUUCAUCCAAAUUGGCGACCGUCACUUCCAGAUUCCACGCGAUAUAUUCUCCGGCGCGGGCAACUCUCCUAACUUCUUCACCCUGGGGUAUGGCGCCUUCUUCGCCUCGCCCACCGAGGUCUUCCCAGGUCUCGAUCGCGCCGGUCUCCUACGGCCACCGGCGAUCACACCCCCAAGUAUCCCCAACAAGUCCGCUGAUGUGUUUGCCGAUCUCCUUCAUAUCUUGUACGGGUAUCCGCUACACAUCCGAAACGAAGACCAUCGCGCGGAGCUGCUACGCGAUUGUCGCUGGUUUAAUCUGCGCGGUGUUGAGCAACAACUGAUUCCUCACAAGAUCUCCAAAAAUCCGUUCAAUGGACGCUCUGAGAUAACUAUUCAGUUAGAGAACCUGAAGCCGUCCGGACUCCAAUUCUUCCCCGAUGCGGGUACGUCGGGGACGCACGGUUCGAUCGGUUAUGCUCGUCCUUUUGCAGACGAAUUAGCAGCGGACUUGCUUCUCCAAACUGGGGACGAGACCACCAUCAUCAAUCGCAAGAUGCUUCAUGUGGACUUUCUGCGUGACACCAAAGCUCGUAUGAACAGCCUUCUGCAGACGAUCAGCAAGAAAAUGAACCUGCAAGAACCGUAUCUGGGUGGGACGCCGAUCAAGAUCAAAUUUACCGGUGACUUGGAUCUCACCAUCGACGGACAGAAUGAUCCUAUGCUCGCGCGUCUCUUUGAGGGAAUUACUAACGAUAAAAGCAAUGAUGACCCGCCGGCAAAGCGCCCACGCACUACGGGAGCCGGCGACGGCCCAUGGCUUGUUCGUCUGGGCAUUUGGCGAAUGCGGGUGCAGCCAAAUGACAAAGGCGGAUAUGAAUCUGUUUUGGUACCCGUGAAAUUAGACGUCUAUGCGAGUCCACGGGCUCUCAAUCGAAGUCGGGAAUUCCUCUAA
Molecule: messenger RNA, 1416 nt
Organism: Penicillium argentinense
Lineage: Eukaryota; Fungi; Ascomycota; Eurotiomycetes; Eurotiales; Aspergillaceae
Exons: 2
Coding region: 1-1416 (471 amino acids)
Source: RefSeq, a predicted model, not a curated record